Pelagomonas calceolata is the source of this 1385-nucleotide messenger RNA. Lineage: Eukaryota; Pelagophyceae; Pelagomonadales; Pelagomonadaceae. The record is from the annotation of a GenBank genome assembly.
CCUCGAUUCGCGCCUGCGCUGGUGUCGCAAUUCCACGUGAAAUAGGGCACUUGGGAACGACGCAUAUCCUGCAAAAUGCCUAGUGUGCGUCGUCGACGGCCACACAACAACGCCAUGCGACGAACCGCGCUCAUCGCGCUCGUGACGAGCUCGGCCCAGGGCUGGCUCGCGAACAGCCGCUCCGCGCGCGCGCCGGCGGCGCUGCGACCACACGAUGUAAAGGGACCCCAGCGACGGCGCCGCGGCGUCGUCCUCGCCGCGACGCCCUCGAAGUCCUGGCAGCGCGGCAACGCUUUGAGUUACGCCAGUGGAGACGUCUACGCCAAACAUGGCUUGGAAGCGGUCCUCUCCCACCCUCUACUCACGAAGGAGGAGGAGUUCGAACUCGGGAGCAAGGUCCAGAAGCUCUCGGCCAUCGAGUCCACUCGUAAAUCUCUACGAGAGAACGCUACGGACGCGAGCGACGACAGUGUAGCGAAAUUACUGGGCUACGUCGACCCCAUCGACAUCUUCCGGGCCGAGGUCGCGGGACGGGACGCGAGGGAACACAUGAUUCUCAGUAAUAUGAGAUUGGUCGUUUCCACGGCGAGGCGGGCCCAAGCUAGACUGCCACGAGCCACACAAUUGGCGGUAGACAGAGAUGGGGGCGCCCAGGCCCUCGAGGACCUCGUGGCCGAGGGGACGCUGGGCCUGGCCACCGCAGUUGAUAGGUACGACCCAGGCCGCGGGUUUCGGUUCAGUACGUAUGCGGUCUGGUGGGUUAGACAAGCGAUUCAAAAAGCUUCGAGGAAAAGACAAAUAGUAGCCGUCCCGCGCCACGUCCAGGAGCUCGGCAAGCAGUGCGAAAAUGCCACGCGCGAAUUGAGAGACAUGCUCGGACGUUCACCGUCGGUCGACGAGCUCGCGGCGUUCCUCGACUUGAAGCCGAAGCAGGUCGAGCGGGCCACGCGGUCCGGCCUGGCGACGCUGUCGCUGGACGUGCCUCUCGGUCGCAGUAAAACGGCAAAAGGUUCGGGUGCUGGCGACGGCGGCGACGCCGCGUCGCUCGCCGAUUUAUUGGAGGCGCCCGAGGUCCAGCCCUACGCGUCCGCAUCCUUCCACGAGCUGCGGGACGCGAUUGACGUCGCGAUGAAGCGGUCUCUGGAUAAUUCGGAACGGGACGUCUUGCGACUCCGGUUAGGAUUGGACGACGGGAACUCGCGCACGCGGCCCCAAGUCGGUGCGAUCAUGGGCCUCGAUACGCGGCGCGUGCGGGGCAUCGAGCAAGGGGCGUUGACCAAGCUCCGGAAAGGCCCUUCGUCGCUGGAAAUGUAUCUGCCCAAAGACGGGGGGAGGGGCGGGCCGCCCCCCGAGUUCUAGUUCAAGUCUAAUAUUUUCCGAUUCGU